AACUACGGAAAUCAAGUGUUGUUCAAUUACUAUUGUGAGAAUGCACCUUGAGUGGUGGUCAGGUACACUGCAGCGUCUCGUCCCAUACAAACCACGAGAUAAGCCCAUCACAUCACACACAUUCAACCCUGGCGCAACACAGCCCAUUCGUUGGUGGGACUAAAUCAUGCACCGACCGUUUAUAGUAAAAGGGCCAAUCCUUCAGCCAGCCGAGUAUGCAUAUUAGCGCCAUGGAGGCUAGCCCAGGAAACGUUGUCGAGGCUUGCAGGUGGGGGCCAAUCUAUUCUAGCCUCGGGGAUUCCCCCGUCUGUCGCUGUUCAGCUUCAUCUCUGCUUUUCGUCCGACCCCUUGAGUUCCAUCGCAAAGUGUUUUAAGCGCUUUCAUUACCCCGGAUAAUUCCCUGCAGCCGUCAUCAUGGGGAGUUGUUUCCGGAUGAAAGAGGGGAAAAUCCUCAGAUGGAAUAACGACGUCCCCUGUGCCCCGACGAACGCCGCAUCCCCUUACGCGCCCUGCUGUCUAGUCGGUCACUACUGCCUCAGUAAUAAUAUCUGCAACGAUCCGUAUGGCUUGCCGGGUCUCAAAUUCUAUAAUGCCGAUUGCAGCGACCCGACAAUGCAAGAUCCAUCUUGCGUCACGCGAUGCGGCGGUCGCAAUACUUCCUUCCUCACGUACCUCGACGAAACCAGCGCGCGCUGGGCAUGCUGCACGCGUCAUCCAAACGGCGACCCCGACUGCGCUGCCGUCUCUGACGAUCAGUUCCCUGGCCCUCGGCCGGAAGACCUCACCACUAUCGCGUACAUCUCGAAAGACGGCUCGGCGUCGUACGCGCCUACCUCUUCUCCGACUGCAACGGGUGGCUCUCGUGCUAGCGCUACCGCAGCGAAGAGCACCUCGUCCUCGGGAAUUGGGGCCGGUGCAGCGGCGGGAAUUGGCGUCGGGGUCGGUCUGGCGGUUUUCAUAGUGGCAGCUACUGUGGCGUUUAUAUACUUCCGGAAGAAGUGGGGACCGAAGCCGGUAGAGGGGCAGCAUGGUAAGGGCGCAGGUCAUGACUCCGCGGGGCAAUGGGUUGGUGGGAAUCCCGCACUGAUCCAUGCAAAUGGCCAGUCGCGGAACGUCCUCGAGCUCGAUAAGACCGGGGACCGGCCGAGGGAGCUCGACGGACGGUACACUCGGGAGCUCGAGUAGCAUGGACACUAUGGGUAUGGACUGCGCUCGCGAAGGAUAUACGGCAAUCCAUAAUUGUGGGCCAUCGUCCUGUUCUGUCUUCGGUGUGGUCCGGGCGAUCGGGUUGCCGUGCAGCAUGGGAAAAUGCUGGAGACGUGGCAGUCUGGUGAUUUCGUCUCCGUGAGCCUGGGCUAUAUUGCAGGCGAUAUGGAUUCGUGGAUGGUGCUGGAUAUUUUGCCGGAUAUCGACGUCAAAUCUUGCCAAGCGGUAGCGACUGCUACUCCAGGUCCUCCCUAUGCGAGGUGGAUGUGGUGGGAAUUGCCAUAACCCAAAGAGAACCCCUCCAGAUGAAUGGUUGUAAG
Messenger RNA from Aspergillus campestris IBT 28561, 1526 nucleotides. RefSeq lists its product as uncharacterized. Lineage: Eukaryota; Fungi; Ascomycota; Eurotiomycetes; Eurotiales; Aspergillaceae. The coding region runs from base 415 to 1185 and encodes 256 amino acids. The record is from RefSeq and is a predicted model, not a curated record. The transcript has 2 exons.